GAAAACGCUUAUCGAAUGCAUCCAAAUUUUUGAAAGAUAUCAGUUUUGAUUGAGGUUAUGUUAAACUUUUAAAAAAAUUAAAUUUUUUGAAAAAUAAUGUUUUUCACAAGGAUUCUUCUCAAGAGAGUAAAAGCCAAAGAUAUAAUGGUACAAAUGGAAAGUUUAGUUAGCGGACACACAUUCAACAAAAUCAGACCCAGAUUAGCUGAUAAAUUGGAAUUAAUACGAUUUGAUCCAUUUAUUCGAAAGGAGUCCGUGUAUAGAGAAAAGAAGAAGAUUCGUAGCAUGUAGACACUAUUUUGUAACUUUUUCAUUGUUAGUUUUUUAAUAAAUUAUUGUAGUAUUACACUUUUGAUUAAAUUCAAACAUCAACCCCAAGAGUUUGAUUAAAAAUAAAUUAUAAGAUGUUGAACUUUAUUAAUAACUACAAUACAAUAAUACACAAA
Molecule: messenger RNA, 446 nt
Organism: Ceutorhynchus assimilis (cabbage seed weevil)
Lineage: Eukaryota; Metazoa; Arthropoda; Insecta; Coleoptera; Curculionidae
Source: the annotation of a GenBank genome assembly